Grosmannia clavigera kw1407 is the source of this 2289-nucleotide messenger RNA. Its product is annotated as hec ndc80p family protein. The record is from RefSeq and is a predicted model, not a curated record. Gene Ontology annotation, cellular component: Ndc80 complex. Gene Ontology annotation, biological process: attachment of mitotic spindle microtubules to kinetochore. The transcript has 3 exons. Lineage: Eukaryota; Fungi; Ascomycota; Sordariomycetes; Ophiostomatales; Ophiostomataceae. Bases 1 to 2289 code for a protein of 762 amino acids.
AUGGCCCAGGAUACUGGCCACUGGAGCGUGAGGCGCACUCGAGAGACCCUCGGUGGCCUCACCCUGAACUCGGCCAUCCCCCAGCCGCCGUCCGCAAUGAAGCGGUCAAACUCUUCCGUCGGCCAGGGCGGCGCUCCCUUCUCGGCCAACCAUGCGCGAUCAGUCUCGGGAUCACGGCACUCUCUUGCGCCCACGAGGCCGAGCCAGCCGCUGUUCCAGCGCUCUUCGACCGGCGCCAAUCUAGUCGACCUGGGCCUCACAUCGGCCAAGCGCUCGUCCAUCCGCCCGUUCACACCAGGUGUGCCCGGACGGGCAUCGAUUGCAAACGACCGGCGAAGCAGCGUCUACCAGGGCGGACGGCAGUCGAUUAUGGGCGGCGGGAUGGGUGGCGGGAUGGGUGGCGGGAUGGGCGGCAUCACAGCGAUGGGCGGCAGCCACCAGAGCUUCUUCUCCCAAGCACCAGCACCAGCAGGAGCAGUGCGCGAUCCACGACCUCUCCGGGACCGCUCCUACUUGGCGCGGAUUGGCCAGGAGCUGAUAGAGUACAUGACGCAGCACAACUUUGAGCUCGAGAUGAGCCAUACACUCUCACAGAACGUGCUCAAGUCGCCCACACAAAAGGACUUUGUCUACAUGUUUCAGUGGCUAUAUCGACGCAUCGAUCCCAAUUACAAAUUCCAUAAAAGCAUUGAUCAGGAGGUGCCCGUCCUGAUGAAACAGCUCCGCUACCCGUACGAGAAGGGCAUCACCAAGAGCCAGAUUGCCGCCGUUGGCGGCCAGAACUGGGGAACGUUCCUCGGGAUGCUGCACUGGAUGAUGCAGCUGGCCGUGAUGCUGGAGCGAUACUCGGUCAAUCGCUACGACGAUGCGUGCGCAGAGGUCGGUGUUGAUGUGGUGGCCGAUCACAUCACCUUCGACUUCUUGGCACAUGCAUACCAGGACUGGCUGGUCAUGGAUGUCGACGAGGACGCAGCAGACGACGCGGACCAGCUGGCCAAGAUGAUGGCGCCACACAUCGAAUCGAUGACCAGGGCGUUGGACCAGGCCUACGCGAAGAAUGAGGAGGAGCUGGCCAUUCUGGAAGCAGAGAAUGCCAAGCUGCUCAAGGACAUCGAAGAGCUGGAAAAGUCGACGCCCGAUUUGGCCGUGCUAGACGACCACUUCAAGAUCAUGGAGGAGGACAAAGUGAAGUUUGAAGAGUACAACGAGCUCGCACUGCAGCGCUGCGAAAAGUACGAGAAGCGCAUCCCGCUGCUGCAAGAAGAGCUGGACAAGCUAAACGAGGAGGUCAAGGAGGCCGAGAACGAGCAGCGCAGCCUGCGUCAGGCCGUGGAUGACCAGGGCAUCAGCAUGGCGGAUAUCGACCGCAUGACAUCGGAGCGUGAACGGCUGCAGAAGGGCAUCGAGGCGGCGGGACAGCGGCUGGAAGAGGCGAAGAAGCGGGUGUCGGACCGCGAGAUGGAUGCCAGCCAGCGACUGGACGAGCUGGAACGCAUGGUGGACAAAUACAACACGCUGGCCUACCAGAUUGGCCUGAUCCCAGCCACGGCAGCCAACGCCAAGGGCAAAGACUACGAGCUGCACGUCAAGGUGAACGACGGGCCCAGCUUCACGGCAUCGCAAAUGGGGCCGGGCUCCGGGCCCGGGUCGCUGUCGGCGGCGCUGGGUGACGCUGGUGGCAGCAGCAUGGAGAGCGAGCGGCUGCUGGCCGACCCGGUGACGGGUUACCAGCCGGCACACAUCCUCAACCUGGACCUGCGAGGCACGGUUAAGAACAGCUUCCAGGCCCUGCGCAAGGACAUUGCCGAGCGGCGCAACACGGCGAUCGAGACAAUGAUGAAGGACCACGAUCUGCUCGACAACAUCAAGGAAGCCAUGGAGGACAAGCGCAACGAGGUGGAGGCGCUGGAGCACCGCGUGCGCGCAGCUGAGCAGGAGCACGAGAAGACCAAGGAGGUCACGACGGCACAGCGGCUGGCCUCGGACGCACAGAUCGAGAAGAUGGAAAAGGAGCUGGCCAAGAUGCGCGCGAACCUGACCGAGUCGGUGCAGCUGAUGGAGCAGCGCGAGAUGAACACGAACAUUGAAUACGAGCAGCUCACCCUACGAGCCAGUGCUCUGCGCGAGGAGCUGCACACCGAGAUCAUGCGGAUGCUCAAUGAUGUGAUCAAAUUCAAGAUGCACAUGCAGAAGAGCCUGGAAGAAUACGAGGAGUUUGUGACCGAGGAGCUGGUCAAGGAGCUGGGCCCCGAAGACGGAAAGGACGAGAUGACGGGACUGGAUAUGUGA